UAGGAUUUGCGUAGAAAAAUUGUCCAAUCUAUGUCUAGUAACUUUUGUACAUAUGUUUUGUACAUAUAUUUUAAGGUGUAUGCAUGACACAACGCGAUUAACUUAUGAUUAACUUCACUUGCCGAUGCGUUGCAAAUGUUAACUCUUUUUAUGUAUUCUGGGUUUUAUUUUGUAAAAUUUAUUUUUUAAUUAAAUAUUGUCCACAUUUUAAAAUGAUUAUUUUUACAAAAAUCACGAUUAUGCAACUAUUGCGUGGCUGGGCGCAGCCAAAUAAUAAUGAUAAUUUUACAAUAUCUCGUUAUCGCGAAUCUUAAGAGCUAAUAAAAAUAAAAUAUAUUUAAUAUUUAUUAAUCUAUAUUUAAUAUUUGUGGCAAAAUAUUAAAUUGUUAUUUGUUAUUGCUAUGGAAUAUAUUUACCGUAAUACAAAAUCUUUUACGCAUACUGUUUUCUCACUAGGAUUUUGUUUACGUUUGCAUAAGUCAAGCCUUGCUUUUGUUCCAAAAUGCAACCCAGUGAGAACAGAAGAUGUGAUGAGAUUAAAAGAAUUUAUCAACAAACAUGAUCGUUUGUGCAUAUUAACUGGAGCAGGAAUAUCCACAGAAAGUGGUAUUCCCGAUUAUAGAUCAGAAGAAGUUGGUCUUUACGCUCGAAGCAAUCAUAAACCAGUUCUGUAUCAACAAUUUUGCAAAAGUGAGGCAAUCAGAAGACGAUAUUGGGCUAGAAAUUAUAUUGGCUGGCCAAGGUUUUCAUCUCUUAAACCGAACAUUUCACACAAGAUAUUAAAAGAAUUGGAAUCUGUUGGGAAGGUACAAUGCAUUGUUACACAAAACGUUGACAAUUUACAUUCAAAAGCAGAAAGCAAGAACGUAAUAGAGUUGCAUGGAACAGCAUUUAAAGUUAUGUGUCUCAAUUGCGAUCAUAAAAUAUGCAGACACAAACUUCAAAAGAUCUUCCAGGAACUUAAUCCAUCUAUGACUGCAACUACUCAAAUGAUAAGACCUGAUGGUGAUGUGGAAUUAUCACAGACACAAGUGGAAGGCUUUAACAUUCCUGCUUGUCAUAACUGCGGUGGUAUUUUGAAACCGGAUAUUGUAUUUUUUGGCGACAAUGUGCCACAUGGCACAGUAGAAAAUGUGAAAAAUAAUGUGGAGAGUUCCGAUGCUUUGCUAAUUCUGGGGACAACUCUUACUACAUUUUCUGCAUACAGAAUUGUACUGCAAGCAGUUGAUGGCAAGAAACCAGUAGCAAUAGUAAAUAUUGGUAAAACGAGAGCUGAUGAAUUAAUGAACUUAAGAAUAGAAGGUAGAUGUGGAGACAUUCUUUCAAAAGUUUGGCAAUUAAAUGCUAAAAACAAUUAUAUAAGUUGAUGACAAAUAUAGUUUUUAAAUUUCAAAUUAUAUUUGUGGUAAUUUAUUCAAGUGUUGUAUAUGAAUAAAAAAUAUUUACUGU
Messenger RNA from Linepithema humile (Argentine ant), 1449 nucleotides. It is a transcript of the gene Sirt4, whose product is annotated as NAD-dependent protein deacylase Sirt4-like. Gene Ontology annotation, cellular component: nucleus; mitochondrial matrix. NCBI's taxonomy places the organism in Eukaryota, Metazoa, Arthropoda, Insecta, Hymenoptera, Formicidae. The record is from RefSeq and is a predicted model, not a curated record. Gene Ontology annotation, molecular function: NAD+ binding.